Molecule: messenger RNA, 3576 nt
Organism: Drosophila montana
Lineage: Eukaryota; Metazoa; Arthropoda; Insecta; Diptera; Drosophilidae
Gene: RNaseZ
Product: ribonuclease Z
Exons: 2
Coding region: 165-2519 (784 amino acids)
Biological process (GO): mitochondrial tRNA 3'-end processing
Cellular component (GO): mitochondrion
Molecular function (GO): 3'-tRNA processing endoribonuclease activity
Source: RefSeq, a predicted model, not a curated record
AUUAUGUUGGUAGUCUAACCCACAGCUGACUAUCGAUAUGCGUCUACCAGCUACCAUUAGAAAAAACGUGGGCAAGUAUGGUAGCAUUGAGCUUUUGUCUGACUGCAUUGCACUUUUGCCAUCUCUAGCCGCCGAACAGCUGAUUCACGCACGGUAAACGCGAAAUGUGGCUGGCUAUGUUGAAAUUGCAACGAAUCGCGCCGCAUGGAACGCUACGCACUCUGACAGAAAAUUGCAUCAGGAUGAGUAGCCAAGUAGUUACAGAUGCCAAGACUACAGGUGGGCCAAAGCCGCCACUUAAAUACGAACGCCAGCCGAAUGUGCUGCGCAAAAAGUUAAGCUCUGUGGUGCCGGGCUCUGUGAAUCUGCAGGUGCUGGGCGCAGGCGCCAACGGAGCACCCGGCGCUGUUUAUCUGUUCACCGACCAGUCCCGUUACCUGUUCAACUGCGGCGAGGGCACGCAGCGGCUGGCGCACGAGCACAAGACGCGUCUGUCCCGUUUGGAGCACAUCUUCGUGACGCGCAACACGUGGACGACAGUGGGCGGGCUGCCCGGCCUGGCGCUAACCAUACAGGAUGCGGGCGUGCGCAAUGUGGGCCUGCAUGGCCCACCCCAUUUAGAGACCAUGCUCCAGAGCAUGCGUCGCUUUGUGGUGCUCAAGAAUUUGCAGAUGCAGACAAUAGACAGCACACUGGGCGCCCAGUUUGAGGACUCCAUACUGAGCGUGCAGCCGGUUGUGCUGCGCAGCGAGCAGCAGCCGGCGCAGCCCGUACUCAGCUAUAUAUGCAAGCUAAAGCCACGCCCGGGCGCGCUCAAUCUGGUCAAGUGCGUGGAGGCGGGCGUGCCGCCGGGUCCGCUGCUGGGACAGCUCAAAAAUGGACAGGAUGUGACCCUGCCCUGUGGCAAAGUGGUGCAUUCGGUAGAUGUGACGGAGCCAGGCGAAACGGCGCUCUCCUUUGUCUUCAUAGAUGUGCCCAGCGAGCAGUACCUGAACUCCUUACAGGCCCAGGCUGAACAGUACAAGCAGCUGGCCGCCUCGGAGCUAACUGAGGUGGCGCUCGUCGUGCACUUUAGUCCGCCCGAGCUGACAGCCAAUGCGCAGUAUAGCAGCUUUAUGGGGGCCAACUUCUCGCCCGGCACCCAGCACAUUUAUCUCAACUCGCCGCAGAAUCCCUUCUCCGGCUAUGCGGCCGCACAUCGCAUUCAAUAUCAGCUGCAUCAGCUGGCGCCGCGCAUCUUUCCACUGCUCGCCGAGUCCACAGAGCUGCAACAGAGCUGGCAGAGCACGAAGCUUAGCCACAGCCUCAAGAAAACAAAGCUGGAAAGCGGACACGGGUCGGAGGAAACAAAGGAAGACAGUGAGGUGCCCAUAAAGGAACUGAAGCAGCAAGAGGAACAGGGCGUUGUUUCCAUGACCAGCUUUCAUUUAAGACCUAAAAAGGGAUUGGAUCGCACACUGGAGGCCAAGCUGACGCCCGAGGAGUACAUCAAGGAGACACACGCGGUGCCCGGCUUCACAGAGCUGCUCGCUCAGCUGCAGGCCGACAUCCAGGAUACUUUGAAGACACCGAGCAACAGCUAUCCGCGCAUCAUUUUCCUCGGCACGGGCUCCUGUAUACCCAAUAAAACCCGCAACGUGAGCUCCAUUCUCAUCCAGACCGCCGCGGAGGCGUUUAUGUUGCUCGACUGCGGCGAAGGCACCCACGGCCAGAUCGUGCGUCUCUACGGACGUGAGCGUGCGCGGCAGGUCAUGCAACAGCUGCAGGCGGUUUAUGUCUCCCAUCUGCAUGCGGAUCAUCAUAUUGGACUCAUUGGGCUGCUGCGCGAGCGACAGCGUUUGGCGCCGGCAUCUCCUUUGCUUCUCCUGGCGCCACGUCAGAUCGAACCCUGGCUGCAGUUCUACAAUCGUCAAAUCGAGCCCAUUGCGGAUGCCUAUACGCUGGUGGGCAAUGGCGAGUUGCUGGAGCAGCCGCUGGCCGGCGAGCAGUUAGAGCAGCUGGGCAUUGCCUCGAUAGCCACCUGCCUGGUGCGGCAUUGCCCGCAUGCAUUUGGCGUCAGCCUCACGCUGCAGGCGCAGCACGAGGGGACGCCCAUUAAGGUCACCUACAGCGGCGAUACAAUGCCCUGUGCGGAUCUGGUGGAACUGGGACGCAACUCGACGGUGCUCAUACACGAGGCCACCAUGGAGGAUGACCUGGAGGAGGAGGCGCGCAUCAAGACGCACAGCACCAUCUCGCAGGCCAUACAACAGGGCCGCGAUAUGGAGGCCAAGCACAUCAUCCUGACCCACUUCUCGCAGCGCUAUGCCAAAUGCCCGCGCCUGCCCAGCAGCGAGGACAUGCAGCACGUGGCCAUUGCCUUUGACAAUAUGCAGGUCACCGUGGAUGACCUGCAGCAUUAUCACAAGCUCUAUCCGGCGCUGCUGGCCAUGUACGCCGAGUACACCGAGGAGCUGGAGCAGCGAGCGGUCAAGCGGGAGCUUAAACAGGAAAGGAAACGCAAAUUGGCACAAACGUGAUCUGAGUUAUUAGUUUAUGCGUGACAGACAUCGAGAAAACUUCUGGUUAUAAAAUGUUGCCAUAAAAUCGGUGACAAUGUUUAUACGAGCUUGCGAAUUGUUAUAAGAUAUUUAUAUAUAUAAAGCGACUGAUAACUGGCAGGAUAAGGAAACUUAAGUAAAAGCUUGCUUUAGCUAAACUUCCUUCUUUGAAGGUACUCAAAAAACAGACGAGUACAAAAUAUAUGUAAUAAAAUGUAAAUUAUAUACUGAACGUUUAUGCGAGUUAUUAAAUUGUGAUAAGGUUCAUGGUAUUUGUCAGUAUCAAAUACACGACAUAUAGAAAAACUACAAGAAAAAUAUUGAAGCUAAAGUCCAAAAGAAUAAAUAAACCUGAAGUCAUGAUUAAAGCUUUCUCAUUUCCUGUUUUUCUUUUUAUAAAUAUUCGAAUAUUUGUAAUACGAAAUUUUUACAUAUAUUCCAUUUCCUUUGCUAAUUAACGCUCCAUAAAUAUUUAAUCACAAUGAGACAAGCUUCCUAUAAACAUAAUUUCAAUUAAGAAACGUAACUUAUUUAUAUUUCAUAUUUAUGGUCAUUUUUAUUAUUUAUAAUAAACCACAAAAGGCGUUUAAUCUUGAUAGCUGUCACGUGUAAACAAUUUUCCUUGCACUAAUUACAUUUAAGCUGAUUGUUAAACAACCUACAAUAAAUAAAUUGUAUUUAUAAUUAGAAAUGAAAACAAUUUAUUUGUUUUUGGUGUUUGUUUAUUAUGAUUAUUAUUUUUUUUCUGUUUUGUUUUGUUUAUUUUAUUUACUUAAUACGCAUUCGCUUGCAACAGGUGUCUGUGUAAUAAACGCUCAUAAAAUUACAAAUUUAGUUUUUUCAAUAAUAUUAUGUAAAUGUAUAAUAAUCGCACAUUAAUUUAUUAGCAUUGUCGACACAACAGAAGGUCACUUGUUUUUAUGCAUUAAUUAUUAAAUUUAAUUAUUUAUUUAUUUUUCAUUUUAGUCAUUUUAACAUUUUAUAUUUAAGGCACUUGGUGUUCAACGUUUUCAAAUGGCGCAAAAUCAGUUUUGAU